Messenger RNA from Urocitellus parryii (Arctic ground squirrel), 3147 nucleotides. It is a transcript of the gene Sema3b, whose product is annotated as semaphorin 3B. The record is from RefSeq and is a predicted model, not a curated record. Gene Ontology annotation, biological process: axon guidance; positive regulation of cell migration; semaphorin-plexin signaling pathway. Gene Ontology annotation, cellular component: plasma membrane. Gene Ontology annotation, molecular function: chemorepellent activity; semaphorin receptor binding. Lineage: Eukaryota; Metazoa; Chordata; Mammalia; Rodentia; Sciuridae.
CUCAGCUCUGACAUGUCCCUCAGAAGGGAAGGGGAACCGGCAAAGAGGGGAGGAGUUGAUCUUUCGAAAAAAGGGGCCUUGUUGGUGUCUUCCAGUAUCCUGGUCCCAGGCUGGCAUGAAGUGGUGCACAGUGUUUGUGAAUUAAUGUCUAUCCUGGGGCAGAGUCCAGGGCAGCUCAAGGCUCCUCCACACACGCCUGCUGAACCCUGAGUGCCCUGAGCUGCCAGCAUGGGGCGGACAGAGGCCGCCGCCAUGAUCCCUGGCCUGGCCCUGCUCUGGGCAGCGGGGCUGGGGGGUGCCGCCCCCAGCCCCCCACGUCUUCGGCUCUCCUUUCAAGAACUCCAGUCCUGGCAUGGUCUCCGGACCUUCAGGCUGGAGCGGACCUGCUGCUAUGAAGCCUUGCUGGUAGAUGAGGAGCGAGGACGCCUGUUUGUGGGUGCCGAAAACCAUGUGGCCUCCCUCAGCCUGGACAACAUCAGCAAGAGGGCCAAGAAGCUGGCCUGGCCGGCCCCUGUGGAAUGGCGAGAGGAGUGCAACUGGGCAGGAAAGGACAUUGGUACUGAGUGCAUGAACUUCGUGAAGUUGCUGCACGUCUAUAACCAUACCCACUUGCUGGCAUGUGGCACAGGGGCCUUCCACCCAACCUGUGCAUUUGUGGAGGUGGGCCACCAGCAGGAGGAACCUGUGCUCCGGCUGGACUUGAGAAGGCUUGAGGAUGGCAAGGGGAAGAGUCCAUAUGACCCCAAGCAUCGAGCUGCCUCCGUGCUGGUGGGGGAGGAGUUGUAUUCAGGGGUGGCAGCAGAUCUCAUGGGCCGGGACUUUACCAUCUUUCGCAGCCUGGGCCAGCGUCCGAGUCUCCGAACAGAGCCACAUGAUUCCCGCUGGCUCAACGAACCCAAGUUUAUCAAGGUCUUCUGGAUCCCGGAGAGUGAGAACCCUGACGAUGACAAAAUCUACUUCUUCUUCCGGGAGUCGGCCGUGGAGGCAGCACCUGCAGUGGGACGCCUGACUGUGUCUCGAGUUGGUCAGAUCUGCAGGAAUGAUGUGGGUGGCCAGCGCAGCUUGGUCAACAAGUGGACAACGUUCCUGAAGGCGCGGCUGGUGUGCUCAGUGCCUGGGGUUGAGGGCGACACCCACUUCGACCAGCUUCAGGACGUGUUCUUGCUGUCUUCACGGGACCGCAGGACUCCACUGCUCUAUGCUGUCUUCUCCAGUUCCAGUGGCAUCUUCCAGGGCUCUGCCGUGUGUGUGUAUAGCAUGAACGAUGUUCGCAGGGCCUUCCUGGGACCUUUUGCACACAAGGAGGGGCCCACACACCAGUGGGUGUCCUAUCAGGGUCGUGUCCCUUACCCACGGCCUGGCAUGUGCCCCAGCAAGACCUUUGGCACCUUCAGCUCUACCAAGGACUUCCCUGAUGAUGUCAUCCAGUUUGCUAGGAACCACCCUCUCAUGUACAACUCGGUGCUGCCCAUGGGGGGGCGCCCUCUCUUCCUACAAGUGGGUGCUGGGUAUACCUUCACCCAAAUCGCUGCAGAUCGUGUAGCAGCUGCUGAUGGACACUAUGACGUCCUCUUCAUUGGCACAGAUGUGGGCACAGUGCUGAAGGUGAUCUCAGUUCCCAAGGGUAGCCAGCCUAGCUCUGAGGGGCUGCUCCUGGAGGAACUGCAUGUAUUUGAGGAUUCUGUUGCUGUCACCAGCAUGCAAAUCUCCUCCAAGAGGCACCAGCUGUACAUAGCUUCGCGGAGCGCAGUGGCCCAGAUCUCCUUGCACCGCUGCGCUGCCCUCGGCCGCGCCUGUGCUGAAUGCUGUUUGGCGCGUGAUCCUUACUGCGCAUGGGACGGGGCCACCUGCACACGCUUCCAGCCUAGUGCCAAGAGACGGUUCCGGCGGCAAGACAUAAGGAAUGGCGACCCCAGCAUGUUAUGCUCGGGGGAUUCGUCCCGUCCAGCGCUGUUGGAGCGGAAGGUCUUCGGCGUUGAGGGUGGCAGCGCCUUUCUAGAGUGUGAGCCUCGCUCGCUGCAGGCUCACCUGGAGUGGACCUUCCAGCGUGCAGGGGAGGCAUCCCAUACCCAGGUGCUAUUGGAGGAGCGCGCAGAGCGCACCGCGCGGGGGCUGCUGCUGCGCAGCGUGCGGCGCCAGGACUCAGGCGUGUACCUAUGUGUAGCAGUGGAGCAGGGUUUUUCACAGCCACUGCGUCGCCUGAUGCUGCAUGUGCUGAGUGCUGCGCAGGCUGAAAGGCUGGCGCGGGUAGAAGAGGCUUCGCCUCUUGCGCCGCUGGGUCCUAAACUCUGGUACCGGGACUUUCUACAGCUGGUGGAGCCAGGUGGCGGUGGAGGCGCGAACUCCCUGCGCAUGUGCCGCCCGCAGCCAGUGCMGCGCCCGCCCGCCCUGGAGUCACGCAGGAAGGGCCGCAACAGGCGGACUCAUGCCUCAGAGCCUCGUGCUGAGAGGGGCCCGCGUAGCGCAUCACACUGGUGACUGGGCCGUCCCCACGCCAGGGACCAGGCAGGAGAUGACAGCGGGAAGAGGGGCAGACAGACCCCAGGAAGACAGAUGGGUUGGGACCGGGAGCACAGAGGUCCCCGGGCCGAUGGAGACAGCAACCGACAGGCCCUGGUAGAAGGGCAGCCGCUCCGGCUUAUUUAUUAACAGGAUAACCCUUGAAUGUAGCCCCGGAAGGGCGGCCCAGGCCUGGUGCAGGAUCUAGCCCAGAGGGAAGGUACCGAGAAGCAGGGCUCCAGAUCAAGGAGCAGAAUCAGGGAGGUGUUCUGGAUGCUCACCUUGGCAGAGGGAUUCCCCUCCCUUGGGCAGUGAGCAGAAAGCUGUGAAUAGGCUGGGCUGUUGGGAGCGGGGCGAGGCAGGACGACUGUACUAAAGUAAUGCAAUAAACACAUUAUCAACCAAAGCUGGAAUAGCCCCAGAGAUGACCACUAGUCGUAGAUCUUACUCUGUUAUUGGGCAUCUUUCUCGCAGCAUAAAGGUCUGAGUUUCUUCUGUCCAAGAUUGUCCAGGUGAAGAUUAAUAAUGUUGUUAAAGUGACUGAGCAAGUUCUGUGGGGCCUUUGGGGACACACAUACAUGGUACAUUCUGCAUAAUAUAAUCUGUGAGCUAAAUGCUCUGAAGAAAAAACAACUGGUGCCGGGUCAG